This is a messenger RNA of Monodelphis domestica (gray short-tailed opossum), 1488 nucleotides long. It is a transcript of the gene CHPT1, whose product is annotated as choline phosphotransferase 1. Gene Ontology annotation, molecular function: diacylglycerol cholinephosphotransferase activity. NCBI's taxonomy places the organism in Eukaryota, Metazoa, Chordata, Mammalia, Didelphimorphia, Didelphidae. Gene Ontology annotation, biological process: phospholipid biosynthetic process. Gene Ontology annotation, cellular component: Golgi apparatus; endoplasmic reticulum membrane. The record is from RefSeq and is a predicted model, not a curated record.
GUGCCCGCCUCAGGCCGUCCCUUCCUUCGUCCACCCUGGGCUCGCUCGGAGGCGGCUGCUGCUGCGGCGGCCGAUGGCGGCGUGCGGCAGCGGCUGCUGCGGCGGCAGCUGCUGCGCCGGCGGCCAGAUCACGGGCUCAGCAGGCCGGGGCUCGUUCUGGAAGGCGACGGCGUCCCCGCUGAGCCUGGUGCAACUGCGGCGGCUGGAGGAGCACCGCUACUCCUCAGAGGGCUCGUCGCUGUUCGAGCCCGUGCUGCAGCCUUUCUGGUCGUGGCUCGUGGAGUUAGUGCCGCUCUGGCUGGCGCCCAACGCCAUCACCCUGUUGGGGCUGCUCCUCAACCUGCUCAGCUCGCUGCUGCUCGUCUUCUACUGCCCCACAGUCCUGGAAGAGGCACCAUCUUGGGUAUUCCUAAUAUGUGGCCUGGGCCUCUUUUCUUAUCAAUCACUGGAUGCUAUUGACGGGAAACAUGCCAGAAGAACAAACACCUCUUCUCCUUUAGGAGAACUUUUCGACCAUGGUUGCGACUGUAUUUCCACAGUAUUUGUAUCUCUUGGAGCUUCCAUUGCUACUCGCUUAGGAACAGACCCUGAAUGGCUGUUUUUCUGCUGUUUUGUCGGGAUGUUUAUGUUUUACUGUGCACACUGGCAAACCUAUGUAUCUGGAGUGCUACGGUUUGGAAGAGUGGAUGUAACUGAAGUACAGAUAGCGAUCACAAUUGUCUUUUUUAUAACCGCAAUUGGAGGAACAAUGAUGUGGGAUUAUACUAUCCCUGUGAUUCAAUUAAAACUGAAGAUGUUACCUCUCAUUGGGAUACUGACAGGAGCAUUUAUUUCUUGUUUUAAUUAUUUCCAAGUCAUCCUUGGUGGAGGAGUUGGCAAGAAUGGAUCCACAACUGCAGGCACCAGUGUUUUGUCACCUGGCAUCCACAUAGGAGUAAUUAUUCUUCUAGCCAUAAUGAUCCACAAAAAAUCUGCAACUCAGCUGUUUGAAAAACAUCCCUGUCUGUAUAUUUUAAUGUUUGGGUGUGUGUAUGCCAAAAUCACACAAAAAUUGGUGGUUGCUCACAUGACCAAAAGUAAACUAAAACUACAAGAUUCCGCAUUUAUUGGUCCAGCUCUUCUGUUUUUCGAUCAAUACUUCAACCAUGUUAUAGAUGAAUAUAUUGUUCUGUGGGUAGCAAUGAUCAUCUCUUUAUUUACUUUGCUGAAAUAUUUCAUUACUGUGGUCGUGCAGAUUGCAGAUCACUUAAAUUUACAAGUCUUCAGGAUUCCACCUCCUCCAGCACCCGUACAGGUUCAAAACCAUGACUGACUAAUAGCCCAAGGAGAAGAGGAGAAGCAAUUAAGGGAACCCUAGGAGUGAAGGAACCCCCUGCUUUUAGGAAUACAGAUAAGAAACUUUUCAAGAUAACCAAGUUUCUGAAAAACACAUUAAUGUGGCCGUUAACUGUCAGAUAAGAUAUUUAAUAUAAAGCUAAGUCAUGCAGA